This is a messenger RNA of Mangifera indica (mango), 678 nucleotides long. Its product is annotated as 60S ribosomal protein L27a-3. The coding region runs from base 83 to 523 and encodes 146 amino acids. The record is from RefSeq and is a predicted model, not a curated record. NCBI's taxonomy places the organism in Eukaryota, Viridiplantae, Streptophyta, Magnoliopsida, Sapindales, Anacardiaceae. The transcript has a single exon. Gene Ontology annotation, biological process: translation. Gene Ontology annotation, cellular component: ribosome; cytosolic large ribosomal subunit. Gene Ontology annotation, molecular function: structural constituent of ribosome.
CGCUCGCCACAUAAAUUUCGUCAUUCUGCUUGACCCCCUGCGCCCUCCCAUCGACACAUCCAUCCUCAAAUCUCCCGAAAAAAUGACAACCCGAUUCAAGAAGAACCGGAAGAAGAGGGGCCACGUGAGCGCUGGCCAUGGUCGAAUCGGGAAGCACAGAAAGCAUCCCGGAGGCCGCGGAAACGCUGGAGGGAUGCACCACCACCGGAUCCUCUUCGACAAAUACCACCCGGGAUAUUUUGGUAAAGUGGGUAUGAGGUAUUUCCACAAGCUCCGCAACAAGUUUUAUUGCCCCAUUGUCAACAUAGACAAGCUCUGGUCGUUGGUUCCGGAAGACGUCAAAGAGAAGGCUGGCAAAGACAAUGUUCCUUUGAUCGACGUAACGCAGUUCGGGUACUUCAAGAUUUUGGGGAAAGGGGUUUUGCCGGAGAACAAGCCUGUCGUUGUUAAGGCGAAGCUGGUGUCUAAGACGGCUGAGAAGAAGAUUAAGGAGGCAGGUGGCGCGGUGGUGCUUACUGCUUAGGGUUACUUUGGUAAUUUUCAUCUUUUUUCAACCGUGUUGGGACUUUCAGAGUAAAGAUUUUGAUAUAAUGUAGUUUUAAUUUUAAUUUCAUUUCUACAUAAUAUUUUGUCACGACCUUAUUUUGUUUUCAGUUCAAAAAUUUAUAUUUCCGUAAA